This is a messenger RNA of Raphanus sativus (radish), 1143 nucleotides long. Its product is annotated as pathogen-associated molecular patterns-induced protein A70. Bases 73 to 945 code for a protein of 290 amino acids. The record is from RefSeq and is a predicted model, not a curated record. The transcript has a single exon. Lineage: Eukaryota; Viridiplantae; Streptophyta; Magnoliopsida; Brassicales; Brassicaceae.
AAAAAGAUAUAAUAUAAGUAUUAAACAUUUGUUCACCGUUCACUCUGCGACACACACACACAAGACACAACUAUGGAGCUCGUCACAACUCUGGCCAGCUGGUUAACGCCGACGACUCUCUUCCUCCUCCUCAAUUUCACCAUCGGCACCAUUUUCUUCACUAACAAGUUCGGUCCCUGUUCCAAGAAACACCAACCGCAUCAAGAUGGGUUCGGUUCAGGUCAUAACCAUUCUCAGGCGCGGUUAGCCAGACCUCCCUCGUUCGUAGACAGAGUCAAGUCCAUCAACUUCAGUCUCUACAACUCUCCUUCCCAUGAAUCCGAGAUCCACUUCCACGGGUCGGAUUCUAACCCGAACCCGCCUCUCUCUCUCCUGCAACGGGUCAAAUCCUUCAACAUGCCUUCCUUCAAGUUCCCGCAACACAAUUCAGAGGGAGACUACGCUGCUUACGCACUCACGACCCCACCCGAAGAUACGAACCGGGUCGACCCGAUCGACAAGAACUCGGAAGAUAACGUUAACGUACCGACACAACCUAGACCCGGAGGUCCAUCUCUCUUGCAGCGGGUAAAGUCCAUUAAACUCCCUUCAUUGUAUAGAUCAGAGCCAGAACAGAGCUCCGAAGAGAAAGCGCCGGAGAGGACGAAGUCGGAGUCGAGUAAGCCGGCGACGAAGAGUAAGAAGAAGAAGGCGGCGAAGAAGAUGACGAGAUCCGCUAGCGAGAAAGUCGGCGUCGGGUGCAUUGGCCGGGAGGAGGAGACGGUUGAGGCAGUGGAGAAGAGGCGCCCGGAGACGACGAGAGUCGAGAGGACGACGUCGAUCGAUGAAGGAGAAGAAGGUGUCGACGACAAAGCUUCCGACUUCAUCAACAAGUUUAAGCAGCAGCUGAAACUACAGAGGCUAGAUUCGUUUCUCAGGUACAGGGAGAUGCUCAAGAACACUUGAACUUUGAAAUUUACGGUUUUACCCUCUUGUCGGAAUGGAGUUUCUUGUGGGGUCUACUUGGUUAAAAACGGAAUACCCUUGUCUGAAGGGCUUUUUGGUCAUUUCGACACAUAAUGCUUGUCUUUAGAUUUGGUGAUGACUGAUGACAAACUAGUAGUUUUGUCGUGUUCGUAAUUUCUAGAUCUGGCUUCUGCUGCA